Dermochelys coriacea (leatherback sea turtle) is the source of this 4315-nucleotide messenger RNA. Its product is annotated as protein B4. The record is from RefSeq and is a predicted model, not a curated record. The coding region runs from base 166 to 1083 and encodes 305 amino acids. Gene Ontology annotation, biological process: nucleosome assembly. Gene Ontology annotation, molecular function: structural constituent of chromatin; DNA binding. Lineage: Eukaryota; Metazoa; Chordata; Testudines; Dermochelyidae. Gene Ontology annotation, cellular component: nucleosome. The transcript has 6 exons.
CAGCUGCAGCCCUCUCAAUUAAGAUGCUAAUCAAAGAAAUUAGCAGGAAAGUGAGAUGAACCUGUCAAUAAAGCCUGCUUUGCAGCCAGCUUAGCUAGGCCUCUUUUAAAACAAAGUUUUGUUGUGUUUUUUUAAAGUUUAGUGUCAGUAUUAGAGUUUCUUGCAAUGGACCUCAAGCCAGCUGAAGUAACAAAAGUGGCCAGAAUGUCCAGGAUCUUUGACCACAAGACUAGAGCUAACCACCCGCCAACUCUAAGCAUGGUGAUUGAAGCUCUGAAGGCCCAAAAUGAGAGAAAAGGCACCUCUGUCAUAGCCAUCAAGCGCUACAUCCUUGCCAAGUACCCAGCUGUUGACCCAAUAAGGCUAAAAUACCUGCUGAAGAAGGCCCUGACUAAAGGUCUUGACCAUGGCUACCUGAUAAGACCCCAAAACUCUUUGGCAUUAGGGGCAACUGGAAGGUUCAAGCUAGCAUCAGAAAAGCCCAAGCUUAAAAAAAAUUCUAGGAAGAUGGAUCCAGCUGAAGAAAAGGCUCCUAAAUCAGAGAAGAAGGUGGCAAGGAAACCCAAAGCCAAGGUUCCUGCUGAUAACAAAGCAGGAAGUAAAGAUGCUAAGGAGGAGAAACCAAAACCUGUGAGCAAGAAACCCAAGACAAAAUCCUCUAAUGCCCAGCCCAAAGCUCCUGCUAAGCUGAAGACACCCAGUGAUGCUCGAAACAUUGUGAAAGGUGACAAGAAACCAAAUAUGAAAGAGGCACCUCAAGCCAGGGUGAUUGGGACCAACAAAGCCACCUCCAGAGGGAAGCCAGCCACAGAAGCAGAUGGUGCCUCCAAAGCAGAGGCAGAGCAUGGAGACAAGAUCAGGACUUCCAAAGCCAAGGGGGCAGCUCCUGGGGCUGCAAAAGCAAAGGUGGCUAAAGGUGGAAAUGGGCUGACCAAAGCAAAGGCAGCUGGCGGGACAAAGAAAACCACUGCCAAAGGGAAGACUGAGGCAAAGGGCCCUGCGAAAGGCAAGGGGAAGAAGACUGAGGCAGCCAUAGGCUCUUUGCUCUGCAAAGAGAAGGAUGGAGAAGUUACUGCAUCCUAAUAACUAAACCCUGUUGGGAGUCCUGCUCCUCCUGCCUGGGGUAAGGACCUGCCAGGUCAUCUUGACACACCCUGUCCUAAUCCUGGAAACUGCGAAGCAUCAAUUCCAGCAAACCCAGCUAGGUUGAAACCUGAGCUUGAGCCCAGCUGUGGUGGAUUCCAGCCUCAUAAUUAGGACAGUGAUAAAUGCCAGUUGAGUGAAAGGGAGCAAACUACGAGUGUGGCAGCAGUCCAGGUUGGGGGUGGGGAGAAUCAUAUAGGGCUAAUGAACAAAAUACAUUCAGGGAUAGAGUUCCAUAACUGCAGCCACGUUCAGCAAACAUGCCCUCUGGCUCCAGCCAGUGUUGGGUGUCCAGCCCUCAUGAAUCCAUAGGUUGCUGGGCUACAUUGUUAUAUGAUCUUGAGGAAAGGGCCCAAGCCAUCAAUCACAAAUGUAGCACUGCUGUAGUGACAUGCAGCCUAGUGCUACGAUUAGGGCAGAAUGCCUCCAAUUAAAUCCUAGCUUAAGGAAGAAGCUAAGCUAGGACUUGCUAGUUUGGCCUGACCCUGAGGCAGAGUGGCCUGUUGCUAAAAUCCCACUUGCUUGAAGGUUUGAACUCUGGCACUGGUGUGAGUGUGUGGUGCCCUUCUUAGCAAGGGCACCAAUGGAUCCUGGCACCUGUGUGGCUUGUAAUUUCUACUAGGAAUAGCUCCAGGUAGCUACAGAUGUCCUAGGCCCCCUUCAUCUGUCUGUGUGCAGAGUGCAAAAGCUUGUGAUGGUGAGAUCGGUCACGCUGGUGGGGGAGGAGGUGGGGUAGAUCUAACAGUGCAGCUGGUGUGCGUUUGUGUGUACGUGUGCACAGAGGCUUUGGAUAGACUCGAACUGACCUGGUCAGUGCUCCCACCUCCAGGCAGAGUAACUGCUGUUUGUCCUGUUAUAGGGCUCAAGGGCAUUGAGAGAACUCUUCUCCCCCGCUCCCCACAGCCAAUUGACUCCAUGGCGCGUGGACCAAUCCUUAAUUGAAUUUGUAUUCUCUGUGGGGGAACUCCAUGGUAGUAAUGGCAGCCGCUGCUCUUCCUUAGCUUCUGCUGUGGUUAGUGCCACUUAGUGUCGCAGCACAGAGGUGGAUCUGCCCCCCGAUCUCCUAUUCCUUGUCCUCGGGGGGGGGGGGGGUGUGUGGGGCCUGAGCACAGUGAAUGAGACGCUCUCCAGCCUUUCCUAGUGGAGCCUGCCAGCCACCAAAACAACAGAAGCCAAAGGGGCUCUGCUGCCUCUCUUCUCCACAAUGUUAACUCCUUCGCUGUUCCCCUCAGUGCACGUGGAGCAGGUUCUAGUGGCGGGUUGCUUGUCUGACUGACUGCAGCAAUAAGGAGCCAGAGGAAGGAGGGUUGCCAGGUGUCCGGUUUCUGACUGGAAUGCGCAGCUGACCCGAUGCUAAAAGUCCGGUUACCUGCAGUAGCCGGCCUCUGCCAUCAGGCCUGACAGAGAGAACUGGCUGGCUCCAAAGUAGGUACCAGUGUGUGUAUCCCCAACUUUUCUGCCCUGAUUUUUUUUUUACCCCCUCUUCAGGGACUAACCCCUCCUCCCCCUGCAUUCCACUGUGCCCUGGUUUCCCCAGCCCCUUGCUCCAGGGACAGACCCCUUGGCCGUGCUGUGCCUAGAUUUUUUUUUUCCCCCCCACCCAGCCCUCUGGCUCAAGGGACUGACCUCCCCCACCCUGCUGUACCCCAAUUUCCAGGAACAGAUCCCUUGGCCUGCUGUACCUCAAUUUCCCCUCCCCAGGCCUUUGCCCCAGGGACUGCCCCCCCGUGCCCUGAUUUACCCACUCUGGCUCUAGGAGCAACCCCCCUGUCCUGCUGUGCCUUGAUUUCUCCACCCCAGCCCCUUCCUCUGGGGACUGACCCCUGCUGAAGGUACUAAACCAGUGGUUCUCAAACCUUUUUGUACUGGUGACCCCUUUCACAAAAUUGAACAUGCCCUGCCCUGCCCCCUCCUCAUCUGAGGCCCUGCCCCCACUCACUCAAUUUCUUCCCCCCACGUCGUUUGCUCUCCUCACACUCACUCGCUCAGGGAGUUGGUGUGGGGCCAGGGAUGAGGGGUUUGGGGUGCAGGAGUAUGCCCUGGGUUGAGACUGAGGGAUUCGGAGGGUAGGAGGGCUGGCUUGGGGGUUGGGGCAUAGAAGGGGGUCAGGGGUGCAGUCUCUGGGUGGUACUUACCUCAGGCAGCUUCCGGAAGCAGCGUCAUGCCCACCCCUCAGCCCCCUACAUGGAGGGUGGCUAGGCAGCUCUGCACGCUGCCCCGUCUGCAAGUGCCACCCUCCACAGCUCUUAUUGGCUGUGGUUGGGGCAGGGGCAGCACGCAGAGCCCCCUGGCUGCCCCUAUACCUAGGAGCAAGGGGGGGGAUAUGCUGCUGCUUCUGGGAGUCACGUGGAGUCAUGGAAGACAAGGCACCUGCCUUAACCCCCCUGUGCCGCUGACUGGACUUCUAACAGCAGGGGCAGCAAUGCUGACCAGAGCUGCCAGGGUCCCUUUUUGGGCAUGCCGGUUUUUAAAAAAAAAAAAAAAAAACCCAAACACCUGGCAACCCUAGCUGCAGCUCCUAGCUCUGCAGGAGAGUCCCUCCUGACCUGGGGGGGGGGGGGGGUGAGAGGGGAAAUCAGCAAGUGAUUGGGGUGGGGCAGGGCUGUGGGGGAAGAGGCAGGGCAGGUGAGGUUCUAGCACUCAUGCUGGUGUGUCCGUUUUUUAAAUAUUACCAAGGUGGCAAUGUGAGGUGUCACCGGCAUUCUCAAAACCACUGCUGAGGUGCUGGUGCUGCCUAUGGCUAACAAGCUGCUUGGAGUGCUCACUGACACCACAACCCCUGGCUCUUGGGUGCCCCAAAGUAAGAUUUCUUCCUCCCUCCCCCAUCCGGGUGCUCCGUUGCCUAGGUCAUGAGUAGGGGGCUAAUUCUGUAGGGGUUCUCGGAGCAUAUCUAUGACCUGCUACUUGGCACAAAGACAGCCAGGGCAGGCACGUCGUGUGUGUCUGUCUGUCAAAAGUGAUGAGGGGAUGCAGUUGGGAUGUGGGAGAUCUAAGUUCAAAUGCCUGCUUGACCUGAUUUAUGUAGAGCAGAGCCUUGAAACCAGGCUAUUAACUAUAUUGUGUGCAUGUGUCUCUUUGCAUGUUGGCUACCUAGGACAGGUCAGCUGCUUAGCUGCCAGGAGUAGGCUCACAGUUGAGAACUCAGCACAGAUCAAUGGUAGUCACGUGUUGU